AUGGAUGACUUGUAUUUCCAUUCAGCCUCUCAUCCCUUCCCAGAAAAAAAAAAAAAGAAGAAGCAAUCUUUCUUCUUUUCGGCCCUGUUUUGGUUGAGUAUGAUAGACUCUUUCACAGGCCCAGACCGCCAUUGUUGUUGAAAGCAGAGCUCAAAGGCAACUGACUGAAACAGAGGGUAAUAAUAUGUCUCAACACCCACCUCCAAUUCCAAGCAAUCUCCACAAGAAGCCCACAACAGCUUUACCUGAUUUUAUCCUCACUGCUCUUUCUCUCUUCCUUCUCGCUUCUUCCUCCAAACCCUCCGCCCAUCUCAUCCCUUUCCCACUGAAUCCCCGCCGAUUUCUCAGAAUUUCCACCAUGUCCCGCAGAAGCCCUAACCCUAACCUCCUCUUCGCUACGCCUCAGUCGCUCGCCGACUGGCUGAAGCCGCGAUUGCCGUCCGAUUCUUUCGCUGCCUGGGGCAUCAAACCGGGAACCAAGAACGUUCACAACCUCUGGCUUGAGCUGUCCGAGGGCGAGACCUCGCUCGCGGACUCCAAGCCCCCGGUCCGGAACGUCGAGGUCGUCAUCGUCCGCGUCAUCGGCAGCGGCGACAAAGUCCUCAUCGAGUCGCAUCAGGAGUUGUCCGACGGCGCCGUCCGGAGCCGGUGCCGGCCGCUCUCCGAGAAGAUGAGGCCCGGCGAGACCGUCGAAGCCGCCGUUGUCCGCGCGGUGAGGGAGGAGCUUGGUUCCAUAAUUGGGGCUUCCCUUAACAAUUCCGCCUACGAUGGCAUUGUCAAGAUCGUCCCCAAUUCGUAUAGAAAGAAGGUGGAAGAGAGGGUUUCGGUUUCCUACCCGGGCUUGCCGGCUUGUUACGUGCUACAUUCGGUUGAUGCCAGGGUGGACGGCUUGCCGGACGGCGAGUUCUCGACGGAGGAGGAGGCGGAGUAUGAGAAUUCGGAUCAAAACAAAGUUGCAGACUCGGCAGUUUCUUGCAUAAAGCAUUACUGGAAGUGGGUGGACGCUGAUUCGCUUUAAUUUUGAUCCCUCCUCCCCACUUGAGUUAAAUUUUGAUGAAUUCUCAUACUGCCAUAGUUACUUAUUAGUACAGAAGUAUCUCUGUUGACCUUUUUGUUUAGGCCAUGUAUCUCUGGGCAUCAAACCUAUAACUUACUGUAUGCAUUUGUAUAUCCUGACCAACAUGUGAAGUAAGAACCCUUUGAUUUUGAUGUCAUGAGAAUAAAGGUAUUCUUUACUUCAA
Messenger RNA from Diospyros lotus (date-plum), 1241 nucleotides. RefSeq lists its product as uncharacterized. Lineage: Eukaryota; Viridiplantae; Streptophyta; Magnoliopsida; Ericales; Ebenaceae. The coding region runs from base 185 to 1018 and encodes 277 amino acids. The record is from RefSeq and is a predicted model, not a curated record. The transcript has a single exon.